Ciona intestinalis (vase tunicate) is the source of this 588-nucleotide messenger RNA. The record is from RefSeq and is a predicted model, not a curated record. NCBI's taxonomy places the organism in Eukaryota, Metazoa, Chordata, Ascidiacea, Phlebobranchia, Cionidae.
GUUCCCUUGCCUAUAUAUACAGAAAGAUUUGGUUCAUAAUCAGUAUCUAGAGAUUCUAGAAUAUUUGGACAAAAAAAUACAUUAUGAAGUUUAAGUCCCCCUUUUUGUUUCUGGUUGUAGUAAUGCUGGUUGUUCAGGCCGAUGCGUGGUUCAGUAGCACUAGCAAAACAACCAAUGGGACGACAAGACGUCGUCGAUUUUGGGGGCAGCUAACGUCAAAUCUUGGUUCCUUGGUGAGCAGUGGGAUCAGAUUCUUCGGGGAUGAAGCCAGAUUGAACGAGUUAUUUAAUCGGCAACGGAAGAAUUUACUUACAAAAGGUGAAAAGGGCGAACUGGAGGAACUUCUGAAAAGGAUAAAGGGUCUCAAACAAGAAGAUAUUUUUGAACUGGAACAGGCCCUUGACGAUCUUGGAACCAAAGUUGACUUUGAAAAGCUUCUUGGCGACCAACUUGACGAGACAAAGCUUUUCAAUUAACAACCUUACGAACACAACGAACAUUGAGCGAGGCUGCUAUGAAAUAGAGUCUUUAUUAUUGUAUUUUCAUGGAAAAUUUCCAACAUAAAUAAAUGGAACAAUGCAAAGAUCA